Molecule: messenger RNA, 970 nt
Organism: Paramuricea clavata
Lineage: Eukaryota; Metazoa; Cnidaria; Anthozoa; Malacalcyonacea; Plexauridae
Source: the annotation of a GenBank genome assembly
AUGAAUUAUCUUAACGGUCUAUCUUACGACAGUGGAACAUAUGUAUGGCUUAAAACCUUUGAGGAAUUAGAAAGGUUUGUUCUAGAAGCACUAAACUUGAAAGGCAAGUGGAAAUCCCCUGGAGGCGACGUUAAAGUUUUCAAAAGCGAAGGAGAAGGGGAAUAUAUGAUUAAAUGGCGCGGUCCUCGUUCGAAAAAGCUGGUUAUACAGAGUGAUGAUGCUGAAGAGAAUCUAAAGUUGAAGCUCGAAAGCUUGAUAAAUCGGGACCCGAAAGAUGUAAAUCCCUCAUGCGAAGCAUCAACGAAAGAGGUUUUUAGUAGUGUUAAUGAGCUGACUGAACCAUCUGUAUCGCAGUUUGAUGGCUUGAAAGCAGAUAUUGCUACCCUAGUUGACAUUACGAGUGAUCUAAUAACUGAAAUUAACUCUAUGCGAUCUAAACAAAAAGACUUUGAGUCUGUUAUUCGCAAGCAAGACAGCGAGAUAUGUAGACUUAGCGAAGCAAAUUUGCUCCUUGCGUCAAGCUUGCGGUCUCUUGGGAAUUCAACAUUCAAAGUAAUGAAUAUCAAUCCUAUGACCAACAGUCCCACUAAUAGUAUGAGAAAUACCACCUUUAAUGACCCUACAACUACUGAUAAGGAUCCGCCAAUUGACUCUAACAUAUACACCUCCCAUACCAUUGGACCAACUUUAUUCAAUGAAUUUAAUAUCUACGACGAGUUUAGGAAUAUAGCAAGUGACCGGCCUAGCGUUCUAAACUCCGACUUAAAUCAGUCAACUGAAGACAUUAUAAAUAUAUCCCAUAAUGAAACUGAUAUACAUAAUGAGUCAGUUCUUAUUGUUAAAGAUCAACCUGGCGUCUCGAAUACCGAUCUCCUAAAAAACUGCACACUAACUGAAGCUACUAAUCUAAAUAAAGCCAGUAAAACUAAGUCAACAACGGGUAUAUUUAAUACCAGCACAUCUCGAUUAG